Cynara cardunculus var. scolymus (artichoke) is the source of this 1800-nucleotide messenger RNA. Its product is annotated as putative pentatricopeptide repeat-containing protein At1g12700, mitochondrial. The transcript has a single exon. Gene Ontology annotation, molecular function: protein binding. NCBI's taxonomy places the organism in Eukaryota, Viridiplantae, Streptophyta, Magnoliopsida, Asterales, Asteraceae. The record is from RefSeq and is a predicted model, not a curated record. Bases 1 to 1776 code for a protein of 591 amino acids.
AUGAUGAAAUUUGGAGUUUCUCAAAGCUCGCUAUACUGGAAUCUUUUCGUUCGUUGCAACAAAUCGAGAGCUUUUGCUGAUACUCCCAUCAUCAACAGCAAUAAGCCCUCAAAUUUCAUCAAAAGCCGAGCAAGAUUCAACAAAUUCGUAAGGAAUCAAUGCAGAAUUGGAUUCAAAAGCGUUGAUGAUGCACUCGUCCUGUUCGAUGAAAUGAUUCAGAUGCGACCAAUGCCUUCUUUAUCCUACUUCACCCAGCUAGUGGUAGCCAUUGUGAAAAUGGAACACUACGAGGCUGCAAUAUCUCUGGUUGAACAAAUGGAAUUUCUAGAAAUCUAUGACCCUGAUGUUCAUAUCUUGAGUAUUUUGAUCAACUGUUACUGUCACUUGAAUCGGGUCGAUUUGGGUUUCUCUGUCCUUGGUCGAGUCUUGAAACUUGGUUAUGAACUCGAUGUUGCUUUGUUUACUACUUUGAUUAAGGGUUUGAUUGGUGGAAACCGGAUGGGUUUGGCUGUGGAGUUGUUUAAGGAAAUGGUGGUACGAGGGAUUCAACCCAAUUCGAUUACUUGUGGGACAAUAAUCAAUGGGUUGUGUAAAAUGGGAAACACCAAUGCUGCAAUUGAAUUGGUCAAGAAGAUGGAGAAGAGAAGAAUGGAAGUUGGUGAUGUUGCAUAUAGCAUGAUCAUUGAUAGUCUUUGCAAGGAUGGAAUGGUCACUGAAGCUUUUCGACUCUUUGAAAAGUUGAUUCGUGGAGGUUUGAAAACGAAUGUGGUCAUGUACAACUCACUGAUCCGUGGUUUCUGCAAUACGAAUAGGUGGAAAGAGGGCAUGGAGUUGUUCAAUGAGAUGGUGAAUCCAGAUGUAAAAACAUAUACUACCUUGAUUGAUGCACUUUGUAAAGAAGGGGAGGUCGAGAAAGCUGCUAAAAUGGUCGAGUUGAUGAUCGGAAAAGGGGUGAAGCCCGAUGUCAUCACUUACAGCACGUUGGUUGAUGGGUAUUGUUUGCAAGGUAGAAUGCACGAGGCAAAGAAUGUAGUAGAUUUGAUGAUUAGCAAUGAGUGUGAGCCAAAUGUGCAUACAUAUAACAUCUUGAUCAACGGAUACUGUAAAAAACAGAGGACAGACGAUGCACUAAAGGUGUUUGACGAAAUGUCCCAACAACACCUAGUUGCUAAUACCAUCACAUACACCACCUUAAUUCAAGGGUUCUGUCUUAGCCGGCAGCCGGGUGUUGCUAUGGAGCUGUUGAAGAAAAUGGAAUCGUACGGACAAGACCCAGAUCUUGUCACAUACUCGAUCCUGUUAGAUGGUCUGUUUAAAAAUAAUUAUCAUAAGAAAGCAAUGAAGUUGUUUCGAGCCAUGGAAGACGCCAAGUUGGAUCUCGAUGUCGUGGUUUAUGGCAUUCUCAUCGAUGGCUUGUGCAAAGCUCGGAAACUUGAAUCUGCAAAAGACUUGUUCCAUAAUCUUCCAAGCAAAGGAAUCCAUCCAAACACUCGUAUAUACAAUAUCUUGAUAGCUGGCCUUUUCAAGGGAGGGCUCUAUAAUGAAGCAAUCUUCCUGUUUCAGGAAAUGGCAAAAGGGAGUUGUGGUUGCAUGCCAGACGGCUGUACAUACAACAUAAUCAUUCAAGGUCUUGUUCUUAAUGAUGAUGUUUCGAGGGCAAUCGAAUUUCUACACAAAAUGGUUGGCAAGGGGUUUUCAGCUGAUGCAUCGACAGUUGAGAUUUUGUUAAAUGAUAAAAACUUGGAUGGGUCAGUUCUGCAGAUGCUUUGCAGGUAGAAAUCUCAUCUCUAUUUUUUGUAU